Molecule: messenger RNA, 1035 nt
Organism: Arabis nemorensis
Lineage: Eukaryota; Viridiplantae; Streptophyta; Magnoliopsida; Brassicales; Brassicaceae
Source: the annotation of a GenBank genome assembly
AUGGAGGAAGAAGAAGCUCAUCAUAAUCGCCUCUGCGACUACUGUGAUUCCUCCGUGGCUCUUGUCUACUGCAAAGCUGACUCUGCAAAGCUCUGUCUCUCCUGCGACAGGCAAGUCCACGUCACCAACCAACUUUUCUCCCGCCACUUCCGGUCACUUCUCUGCGACUCCUGCCACGACUCUCCCUCUUCCGUUUUCUGCGACACCGAAAGGUCUGUCCUUUGCCAGAACUGCGACUGGGAACGCCACACAGGCUCCUCCUCCGUCCAUACCCGGAGACCCGUCGAAGGAUUUUCCGGGUGCCCGUCGGUGACGGAGCUGUUGGCCAACGUGGGCCUCGAUGAUCUGAGCGAGAAGGCUCUGUUUCCUGAUGAUUCCGAGAUGUUGCUUUGGGAGACACCGGAGAUCCUCAGCCUGAACGAUCUGGUUGCUCCUGACGGGUCGGGUCAUAACUUCCGGGCCAUGGAUGUUCCUCCUCUGCCUAAGAAUCGUCACGCCACCUGCGGGAAACACAAGGAUGAGAUGAUCCGACAGCUCCGUGGACUAGCCAGAUCCGAGCCGAGUUGUCUGAAACUCGAAGCCACUGAUGCUGAGCUUGACGCCGGGUUCCAGUUCAUGGCGCCGGAAAAUGAUGACGAUUUGUUUUCGACAUUCCAAGUGAGUGGACUGAAAUGGUUCGAGGGCAGUGCAGAUCAACAAGAUGAGGACUUUCCAUAUUCUUCUAUACUAAGAAACUUGUCCGAGUCCGAUGAGAAACAGAACCGGAGAUGUUGCCCUCAAGAGACAUCGGUGAUGGUUCCUGUUUCUGAUAGCUUAAACCGACGUGAGGAAGAGGCUGUGAUGGUGCCGGUUUGCACUACUAUAAGGUCGAGCCAUGAGAUCAACAGUCUUGAGAGAAACUCUGCUCUCUCCCGCUACAAAGAAAAGAAGAAAUCUCGAAGGUACGAGAAGCACAUCAGAUAUGAAUCACGUAAGGUUCGUGCAGAAAGCAGGACAAGAAUCAGGGGACGUUUCGCUAAGGCAGCAGAUCCGUGA